Messenger RNA from Paracoccidioides brasiliensis Pb18, 1575 nucleotides. RefSeq lists its product as uncharacterized. The record is from RefSeq and is a predicted model, not a curated record. Gene Ontology annotation, molecular function: flavin adenine dinucleotide binding; N,N-dimethylaniline monooxygenase activity; NADP binding. Bases 1 to 1575 code for a protein of 524 amino acids. The transcript has a single exon.
AUGAACGGCCAUAGCGAUCGCAAUGCCCACGCUCACCUAGGAAACAUCGACAUAAAUGCUUCCAAUCCUUCUUACACCUGCGACAUCCUCAUCAUAGGUGCCGGCAUCUCGGGCAUCAACACGGCGUACCGGCUCCAAACCUCCCUUCCAGAUUACAGAUAUGUCAUCCUCGAAGGCCGCGAUGCCAUCGGCGGCACCUGGGAUCUCUUCAGAUACCCGGGCAUCCGCUCGGACUCGGACCUGCACACCUUCGGCUUCGCCUGGAAUCCGUGGAACCAGGAUAACCCCAUUGCAGAGGGCCCCGCGCUGAGGGCAUACAUGCGCGAUACAAUUAAGAAAUUCGGCAUUGAUCAGCAAAUCCAAUUUAAACACCAGGUGCAGAGCGCCAAUUGGUCCACAGCCAGCAAUGCAUGGACACUACACGUCGACAACGAGGGAAUCGCGAAGACAUACACAGCGCGCUUCGUCGUCUUCGGCACAGGAUACUACAACUACAGCGAACCCCUCGCCACAGCCAUUCCAGGCCUUGAAACCUUCACGGGCCACACAAUCCACCCCCAAUUCUGGCCUGAGUCGCUCGACUACACGGGCAAGAAAAUAGUAAUAAUCGGCAGCGGCGCAACAGCCAUAACCCUCCUCCCCUCCAUCUCACAAAAGGCCGCGCACACAACCAUGCUCCAACGCAGCCCCUCCUACAUCCUCACCAUCCCCAACCGCAGCGGGCCCCCCAGCUUCCUCUCCCGCCUCCUCCCCACAUGGCUGUACCGCAAACUCCAACGCAUAUGCUUCAUCCUCUUCUCCCGCACCCUGUAUGGCUUCUGCCAGCGCUUCCCCCGCCUCGCCCGCUACCUGCUUCGCCGCUCCGUCUCCGCCCAGCUGCCCAAGCACAUCCCGCACGACCCGCACUUCAACCCGACAUACAACCCCUGGGACCAGCGGCUGUGCAUCACGCCAGACGGCGAUUUCUUCCAGUGCCUCCGUGAGGGACGAGCGGAUGUGAAGACCGAUACGAUUAGGCGGGUCACGGCGCACGGGAUCGAGUUGGACUCCGGCGAGUUUCUGGCGGCGGACAUCAUCGUUACCGCGACGGGCCUGAAACUGCAGAUCGCCGGUGGGAUCAGCAUCGCCAUCGACGGCGCAGCGAAGUCGGUCCACCUGCCCAGCAAGUUCCUCUGGAACGGGGUUAUGCUGCAGGACAUCCCCAACGCGUGCUUCGUCAUUGGCUACGCGCAUGCCUCGUGGACGCUAGGCGCGGACGCGGCGGCCACUUUCCUCGUGCGCCUACUGAAGCAUAUGGCUGCGCGCGGUCUUGUGGCUGCUGUGCCGCGGAUGGAAGAGAGCGAGCAGGCGGGGUUGGAGACGAGGUCGUUGUUGAGUUUGAGCUCGAAUUAUGUGAAGAGGUCGCAAGGGGAGGUGCCGAUGGCGGCGAAUAGGAGGCCGUGGCUGCCGAAGGGGGAUUAUCUGGGGGAUUACUGGUUUGCGAGGUGGGGGAGCUUGAGGAGGGGGUUAGAGGUUGUGAAGGGGCGGGAGGGGGAGGGGUGGCGGUUGGUGGAGGCGAUGAAGAAGCGGGUGUAG